AUGGAAAUAAAAACACCUAUUCCUUAAUAAAAAAGAUAAUAUUCAGACCAAACCCAAUAAAAAUUUCUUACUACAACUUCUCAAAAUGAUGUAUUUAUUGAUUUAGUUAAAUAAAUGUUAAAAUCUUCUUCACCUUAAUAAAAUACACCUUCAUCUUUUUCCAAUUCUGAAUCUUCAAAUUGCUUAAAUACUAGUCUUGGAGUUUAAAACAAUGAACAAUAGACCAAAAGAUGGUGGAAAAAAGAAGAAGAUGAACUUUUGAAAGACCUUGUAUAAUAAUAUGGGCCAAAAAACUGGAAAAAAAUAGCAAGUAAUUUUCCAGAUAGAAGUGAUGUUUAGUGUUUACAUAGAUGGUAAAAAGUAUUAAAUCCUUCUCUUGUAAAAGGACCUUGGACAAAAGAAGAAGAUUAAAUAUUAAGUGAAUUAGUAAUAGAAUAAGGGCCUUAAAAAUGGAGUCAAAUUGCUAAAAGUUUACCUGGAAGAAUUGGUAAAUAAUGCAGAGAAAGAUGGCAUAAUCAUUUAAAUCCAUAAAUCAAAAAAGAUAAAUGGACAGAAGAUGAAGAUUAGAAAAUUAUAGAGGCUCAUAAAAUGUAUUUAUUUAUAUGGUAAUAAAUGGGCUCUUAUUACUAAAUUAUUACCUGGAAGAACUGA
Messenger RNA from Ichthyophthirius multifiliis, 651 nucleotides. RefSeq names its product myb-like DNA-binding domain protein. Gene Ontology annotation, cellular component: nucleus. The record is from RefSeq and is a predicted model, not a curated record. Gene Ontology annotation, biological process: regulation of DNA-templated transcription. The transcript has 3 exons. Lineage: Eukaryota; Ciliophora; Oligohymenophorea; Hymenostomatida. Gene Ontology annotation, molecular function: RNA polymerase II cis-regulatory region sequence-specific DNA binding; DNA-binding transcription factor activity, RNA polymerase II-specific.